Molecule: messenger RNA, 391 nt
Organism: Cryptomeria japonica (Japanese cedar)
Lineage: Eukaryota; Viridiplantae; Streptophyta; Pinopsida; Cupressales; Cupressaceae
Product: polyamine oxidase 1-like
Exons: 3
Coding region: 95-391 (98 amino acids)
Molecular function (GO): oxidoreductase activity
Source: RefSeq, a predicted model, not a curated record
CUCAAAUAUUUUCAUCAAAACGAAGCCACACAGCCUAUAUAAUGAGGGCAGGAGGUGAAGUGAAUUCACGGAGCUGCCACACUUGGUUAUAACAAUGUUGUUUCUCUUUGGGAUUUUCUUCAUCCUCAAGUUCUCCUCUUCCAUAGAUGCAACCACCACAAUAGUGGUGGGAGCAGGGAUGUCAGGAAUAAUGGCAGCCAAAACGUUGUCGGAGAAGGGAGUGAAGGAUUUUGUAAUUCUUGAAGCAACGAAUAGAAUUGGGGGGAGAAUGUACAAAGAGUCGAUUGCAGGGUAUACUGUAGAGAAAGGGGCUAACUGGGUGGAAGGCGUGGGAGGCCCCAAAAUGAAUCCUCGACCUGUUUUUCGGGAAUUUUGGAAUUUAAUGCGCUAA